This is a messenger RNA of Numida meleagris (helmeted guineafowl), 824 nucleotides long. Its product is annotated as maestro heat-like repeat-containing protein family member 1. Lineage: Eukaryota; Metazoa; Chordata; Aves; Galliformes; Numididae. Gene Ontology annotation, cellular component: cytoplasm. The annotation marks the transcript as partial. The record is from RefSeq and is a predicted model, not a curated record. The transcript is spliced from 6 exons.
UACCCCCUCCAUCCCCUAAUCCUGGGGGUCCUUCUUCCACCCACCACCUCUGGGGGUCCCCCCUCCACCCCCCCGUUCUGGGGUGCAUCUCACAUCCCGUCACCGCUCCCCAGGAGCUGUUUGCAGACACACUGGGCGCCCUGCGGGAGCUGCUGAGGACCCUCCUGCAGCGCAGCCUGACCCCGCACGGCCUGCAGGACAUGUUCGCGCACUUGGGCCCAUGGAUCAAAUCCAGCAAGCAGCACGAGCGGCAGCGUGCGGUGGAGCUCAGCGCCGCACUACUGGACUUCUACCUGGGCAGGCUCAACGUCAGCGUAAGUGAGCGCCAACAGGACCACUUCCANGUCGUCCCUUUCUACAACCUGGGUGUGCUCAUCGCGCUCUUCUCCCCACGCUGCUCCGACUCGGUGGGCAGUGUCCGGCAACGCGCCGUCGACUGCGUCUACAGCCUGCUCUACAUCCAGCUGUGCUACGAAGGGUUCGCUCGGGACCACCGGGAUGAGAUGGUGGAGGGACUGAAGGCGCUGAAGAGGGGUCUGGAGGAGCCCGACUUCACCAUCCUCUUCCGCACCUGCACCAACAUUGCCAUGGUGAUUGGGAAGCGUGUCCCCCCGGACCAGCUGAUGAGCCUCCUGCUUGCCAUGUUCGAGGGGCUGGCGGACCCCGACAAGAACUGCUCCCGUGCGGCCACCGUCAUGAUCAACGCGCUGCUCAAGGAGCGGGGGGCGGUCCUGCAGGACAAGGUGCCCGACAUCAUGAGCAUCAUCCACGGCAAGCUGCAGGAGGUGGACGAGGAGNUUGGGUUGAGUUGGAAGGGUCCUUAA